Molecule: messenger RNA, 1271 nt
Organism: Eurytemora carolleeae
Lineage: Eukaryota; Metazoa; Arthropoda; Copepoda; Calanoida; Temoridae
Exons: 11
Coding region: 12-1271 (419 amino acids)
Biological process (GO): positive regulation of ubiquitin-dependent protein catabolic process
Molecular function (GO): cullin family protein binding
Source: RefSeq, a predicted model, not a curated record
AUGAAGAUAAAAUGGAGGAUGCAGAUAACAUUAUUUUUCAAACCGUUCAAGAUCUUGGAAUUGAAGUACAGGAGAAGAGUGUUGGUGACCUUAAAACUGAAAGUAUAAUAAGAAUAGUUUCUGGAAUGAUUAAUAAAAUAGAUUCAGAGAUUUCUCUCCCAACCAGGUUUCCCUCAGGAAUGAGCGCUAAGUUCAAAGCUGGAAAAAAGAUGGCGGAUGUUUGUACAAAUCUUGGUUUCACAGGAGAGAUUGGAUACCAAACAUUUUUGUAUCCAACAGAGCGGGAUAUACGGUCCCUACUCAUAUUCCUAAUGGAUAAAUUACCAAGGGAGGUGGAGGAGGAGGAGGAAGAAGAUAUUUCUCCUUAUCUUACACUCCGUAGAGACGCUGGGAGAGUUCUCAGAAAUCAGGUUGCAGACAGAGCAAAUCAAUCCGUUCGUGAUUCAUUGAUUGAAAGAAUACCAAACCCGUCCGAAUGUGAUUCUUUCUGCUCCUGCUCAGAUUGUUUUCCAGACUUUACAUUAGAGAGUGCCCUGAGACUGCUACCUAGAGAAACUAGAAACUCAGCCCUGGAUCUUCUAAACAGGAGAAAAAUGUUCAGUUCUGCAGUUCACAAACUAGGGGAAUUAAAACUUGGACAAGAUCUUUCUCUAAAUACUGAAGAGAAGGGAGAACCCGGAAAAGAAGGGGAACCUGGAAAAGAAGGGGAACCUGGAAAAGAAGGGGAACCUGGAAAAGAAGGGGAACCUGGAAAAGAAGGGGAACCUGGAAAAGGGGAACCUGGAAAAGAAGGGGAACCUGUAAAAUGGGAACCCGGAGAAAUAUUGAAUUUUGGGGAAUCUAUAGUGUUGGAGAAAAUCCUGGUUCGAGAUACAGAUACGGAUAUAGGUAUUCGUCCGGGCCCUGGUUCUAGACAGUACCAGGAGAAGUUUGAAACCUUUAAUCCAGAAUCAGAGAUUGGAAACGAAGAAAAUGCAGAAAGAUUAAAAAGAGCUGAGAGAAUGGAACAGUUAAGAGAAGAACUGAAGAACCUGGACCAGGAUACAGAGAGGAAAAGAUCAGGAUACAAAAACCUUAGACGGGAUAUACAGGAGUAUAGAGCUAAACUAAACCUUCUCCAGACCAAAGAUGAAACUCUUGCACAGGAGACAGAAGAGUCAGAUAAAGAAAGAAUAAAAAUAGAAAACAUCUCAAAGCUGUUACCAGGUAUCAAGAUAUUUAUUUUAAACAAUAUAAAAAAAGAAAGCACUUUUUUGCAUCGAGAUAAUUAA